ACCUGUUGUCUCCCGUUUCUCAGCCUCCGUCUUCUCCUCUCCCAUCCAUGCCAUCCACAAGCCCUAACUCGCCUGCGCCGCCCGAACAGGGAGAUACGAGUUUGAAGCCGUAGCAGCGUUCUUUCGACUUUGCAGUUUGGUGGGCGGAGCUUCUCGUAGCGCGGGCUGUCCUCGUCAACGGCAGCAAUGCUGUUUCAGUUAUGAUCAUGGACUAGUAUGGAAGGAGGAUUCGAUUUUAAUUGGAGCAGAUUGAAUUUUGGUAAAAUCAGGGAGGAAAGCACUAACCUUCAUGGAAGAAGAUAGUAAUAUUAGGUUCACAGGAAUUUCCUCAGGUUUGGCUGUUCUACUAUCUGAUAAUAAACCCAAGGGUAGUCCCCAAAAGUCCCGGUUGAUUUCUUAUUGUGAUGGCAUUGGUGAUCAUUCGGUCGAGCAGACGCUUGAGCAUAUAUUUGAUCUUCCUCACAAGUCAGUCCGUUCUACUAGUCUAAUAGACAUCAAUUUCAUCAGAUCAAUCUCGAGGAGCCAAAUUCCAAGAUUUCAGCUGGAAAAUGCUGUUGAUCGACAUAGAGAUGGUCUAUCCAUUAUUAACUGCGGUUCAUCUACAAGCACUGUUGUCAUAGAUAGUUCUAGUGUAUGCGGAGAUAUGAAGACCAUAAGGAAUCCAUUAAUUGUAGAGAGCCAGACAGUGUUCAGUAGUGCCCGAGCUAAUGCCUGUGUAUGGAAGGGAAAAUGGAUGUAUGAAGUGACAUUAGAAACUUCUGGAAUCCAGCAGCUUGGAUGGGCUAUUAUUUCAUGCUCCUUCACUGAUCAGAAAGGUGUCGGCGAUUCAGAUGAUUCCUAUGCAUAUGAUGGUAGGAGAGUUAACAAAUGGAACAAAGAUCCAGUGUCAUAUGGUCAAUCAUGGGUAGUGGGUGAUGUCAUUGGCUGUUGUAUAGACUUGGACAAUGAUGAGAUUUCCUUUUUCAGAAAUGGUGUUUCUCUUGGAGUUGCAUUUGAUAGGAUACAGAAAAUGAAUCCCGAGAAUGGCUAUUAUCCUGCAAUAUCCCUUUCUGAUGGUGAAUGUUGUGAUCUGAAUUUCGGUGCUCGUCCGUUCAAAUACCCUAUCUCCGGGUUUCUUCCUUUCCAGGCUCCUCCAAACUCCAGAGAUUAUGCUAAUUAUUUGCUCAGUUGCUUGACUAGAUUAUUGGAAGUACAAUGUUUAGAUAAACCUGGUUCAGCAUAUUUUGAGAAGUUGAGGAGGUUAAAGAGGUUUGCACCACUUAAAGAACUGUUUUAUCCCAUAUCUCAUGGUAUAAUGGAGGAGUUAUUUGAUGUAGUUAAUUCAAGCGAAGGGAGCUUUGAAUAUUUUGCAUGGGGUGCAAUUCCGUCAUUUUUUUUAGGUAUAUUUGGUGUUCAGGAAGCUCAUGAUUGCGCAAGUUUGGAUCAGGUUCUCGAAUUAUUUCUAGAGUUUCCUGGGUCUGAUUCACUGCUGCAGCAUCUAAUUAGGGCACUUUCAUAUGGUUGCAAAGUGGCCCCACUUGUACUGACAGAGUGCCCUUAUUCUGGAUCAUACCCAUAUCUAGCACUGGUCUGUUAUAUUCUCAGACACAGAGCUAUGAUGGUUCUUUGGUGGAAGUCACCAGAUUUUGAAUUCUCAUUUGAAGGGUUUCUUUCACCAAAGAGACCAAACAAGCAGGAUCUUCAUUGCCUCAUUCCAUCUGUUUGGUGGCCUGGUUCAUGUGAGGAUGUGGGUUGUGAAAGUAGCAUGAUGCUUACUAUGACGGCAUUGUCCACUGCUAUUGAUAAGAUUGAGGAGAAGCACAGGGAACUUUGUAGUUUGGUCAUUCAGUUUGUGCCUCCAGCAAUCCCCAAGGAGUUACCUGGAUCUGUGUUCAGAGCAUUCUUACAGGGAUUCAUUCUGAAGGUCAGAGGUAUCCAGAACAAGAUGACAACUUCUGUUGUUUCAAAUAACUCAGUAGUUGUUUCUCUGUACACAGUAAUCUUACAUUUCCUAUCUGAAGGUUUUAAAGUGGAGGGUUUAUCUGGUUCAUUGAAAGGCAUUGGAUUGAAUCUAGAGUCUGAUGUUGGAUUUCUUCACAGAGCUGGGAAGAGAAGGUUUCCACUUGAGUUGUUUUUUGUUGGUGAUGAAAACUGUGCUGGAGUUCGUAGAAUAGGCGGUGGCUUUUCCAAUCACCUAUUUAACUCUCAAUUUAGCGAGGAAAAAGCUAAAGUAGUACAAUGGGAUGAAGGGGGCAUGGAUGAUGAUGCCACAAGGAUAACACAUUCUACAAUGAAGAAGCCAUGCUGCUGUUCAAAUUCUGCUAAUGAUGUUGAAACAUCAAAACAUGGCAUUAUGCUCACAUCUGGAGGUUUCAAAGGUCUUUGUUCUCCUGUACCGGUGAGAUCAACACAAGUAGUAGCCAUGAACUCCAGCAACCCUGAUGCUGGAAUUGUGGAUAAGCCUAGUACAAGCAAUCAAUCAGAAGCCUAUUCUGGAUGUGGAUCUUUGCAGUAUUCAGAAAGUAGAACAUCAUUCAUUGAACAUUCCUUAGAUGUAUUGAGAGAGGAAGAGCUGCUCCAUACGAAGCUAUUGCUGUACCAUUUAGGUGUUGCCUCAAAUUUUAGGCAGGCAUUUUAUUACAUGUCUCAUCAAUCACAAUCCAUCUCUCUCUUAGAUGAUACAGAUAAACAAAUAAGAGAAAAAUCCUGCAUUGAGCAGGUGAAGCGUUUGAAAGAAGCUCGUAAUGCUUAUCGUGAAGAAUUGGUUGAUUGUGUCAGGCAAUGUGCAUGGUAUCGUAUCUCUCUAUUCUCUCGCUGGAAGCAAAGAGGAAUGUAUGCAACAUGCAUGUGGGUUGUGGAACUGCUUUUGGUUCUAAGCAAUAGUGAUACUUGUUUUUGCUACGUUCCUGAGUUUUAUCUUGAGUCACUGGUUGAUACUUUUCAUGCAUUACGGAAAAGUGAUCCUCCAUUUGUUGCUUCUGCUAUUUUUCUCAAGCAAGGCCUUGCUUCAUUUAUGGAAUUGACUGCUGAAGUAGCUGUUACUGCUGACACUAAUGUUCAGGUUUUAAAUAGGAAACUGGAGCUAGAUCGAGUUUAUUCUAAAUUAGGUGAAAAGAUUACCAGAAUCUUUAGAGACUACAUGACAAAGGUUACCGAGUUUGAGGAGCUAGCUGAUGUGGGGAAGAGGUUUCUUACUAGAUUUCACAGGGUAACAGCAAUGUUUAGGACGGUUGAACUUCAGAAGACUUCAAACAACAUCAGUAGGAUAAUUAAUGCUAACUGGAAUGAACAUAUGAAAACUUAUGUUGAAGCAGGGUGCAAACAACAGUCGCAAAGUGUUCAAAAUAUGUAUAAUUCUCACUCUUGUGUUUUGGGAUUGCGAGACAAUUUGAAGAAUGCUGAAGCUUUGCUCAAUGAACUUGAUUGCCUAAAGGAUGAUGCAAUUGCUGUCACAGAAGCAGCAACCAAGAGCGCUACGGCUUUGGAUGACUCUUUUUGUGAAGAAAUGUUAAAAGACAUUUCCUUUGAGGUAAACAUAAAUAGGAGACAUCUUAAGUUUCUUUUCGCGUUUUACAUUUAUUAACAUAGUAGUUUGCUU
This is a messenger RNA of Zingiber officinale, 3577 nucleotides long. RefSeq names its product E3 ubiquitin-protein ligase RKP-like. The coding region runs from base 290 to 3562 and encodes 1090 amino acids. The transcript is spliced from 12 exons. The record is from RefSeq and is a predicted model, not a curated record. NCBI's taxonomy places the organism in Eukaryota, Viridiplantae, Streptophyta, Magnoliopsida, Zingiberales, Zingiberaceae. Gene Ontology annotation, molecular function: ubiquitin-protein transferase activity; protein binding. Gene Ontology annotation, cellular component: cytoplasm.